CGCCCCGCGCCCCCGCCCCGGCCGACCGCGUGGCGCGCUCAGUCGCGACCGAAACGCUGUUCGGGGAAGUGUCGGCGAUCCCCGUCGCAAUUACUACUUUUUUCGAAGUUAUCAGUACAGUUUUUGUUUUAAAGUUCUCCAAAAAAGUUUAGUGUGACCAGUCUCCCAUUCCGUCGGACUCCGAGGAUAUUAGACUGUGAUCGGCGGUGUAGUUUGUUCAGUUGAUUGUGUUUUUUUUUUGUUAUUGUUGAGUUUUUUUGUUUGGUGCAUCGUGCCUGAGCCGGCGGUCCCAUCGAGGCGCUGCCUGGACGCGCGGCAGAGACCCAAAGGACAAAGCCUUUAGGGCGUGUAGUUGGCGUGGUGUCGAGCGGUCCCCGCUCCAACCGUCAAGCUGGCUGCGAGCGCGUUGAGCAUGAACCCGCACUACCACGGGUACGCGGAGCUCAGCUCGCCGCACCCGCCCUCCCCGGAGGCCGCCUUCACGGCCAACGGACACGAUUACCCACACAACAACAACAACCCCGCCCUCAAAGAAUGCGCGGGCUGCGGCGGCAAAAUCGUAGAAAGAUUCCUCUUACACGCCUUAGACAGAUACUGGCAUCACGGGUGUCUAAAAUGCACGUGCUGUCAACAAGCUUUAGCGGACAUGGGACGGUCUUUCUACUUCAAAGGAGGGAUGAUAUUAUGCAAAAGCGAUUACACGAGAAUGUUCGGUUCAGGUGGCGCGUGCGCAGCGUGCGGCCAGGCGAUACCCGCGAGCGAAUUCGUCAUGCGAACGAAUGCGCCGCAGCAGCCGCUCCAUGUCUUCCACAUAAAGUGCUUCGCGUGCUCGAAAUGCGGCUCACACCUAAUGCAGGGCGAUAGGUAUUACAUGCUCGCGGGCUCACUAGUGUGCGAGCAGGACUGGCAGAAGCUGAUGAAGAGCGCGAACGCGGCGACGCCCGGCGCGCCGGUGCGCAAGGGCAAGGUGGGGCGUCCGCGCCGCUCGCGCGAAUGAGCCGCGCCCGCGCCGCCCGCGCCGCCGCCGCGCGCGCCGCAACACUCGCACAGGGACUAUGAGGAGAUGAUGGCGUGUUCAUACCUGAGCGCUGCUGGCAUGAAGCCGGAUCCGGGCGCAUGCUGGCCGGUGCUGCCGCUGCCCGGGGCUUCAGAGCUGCCGCUGCAAGGCGCGGAGCCGGCGCCCGCGCUGGCGCAGCCCUACCGCGCGCCCGCGCCCUGCCACCCCCCGCCGGAACCGGCCCUCGACCUCUCCACCCCGCACGCGCCGCGGCUCACCCCGCCGCGCGAUGACGAGUGACAAGUGUUGCCAGACUAUCAAAUAAAAUUAUUACUCAGCGACUCAGGUGAUCGCCAUAACUAAUUUAAAGAGCGGUCAGUAAUAAUUUUACAACUGUUAAGUUAAACUUUAGUGACGUACAUAUUUAAUUUCGGUUGUGAAAAUGGCAAUUUAUGUAAAUUCGCUUUAAUGGUAUCCCAUUGAGCUCUGGUAGUACUUAAGCGUUGGACGAGAUGUGUUUAACACAACGCGUUUUUACUUAAAAGUGAUAAUGAGAUGUUGAUGUAUGAAAACAAUGACGACAUAUCGUAUGGUAUUUAAUCGAACUUUACUCAUUACCUGCCUUAUUUCGAAUGUCAGUUAAUACCAUCAUAAAAAAUACAAGGUACUUGAACAAAGUUGUUUUAGUUGAUUUAAUUAUAUUUAAUUGCUCUUGAAUAAAAACAGAUGCCAUUAGUCUCCAAACAGUUUGUGCGCUAGUGGUCUUAAGUUAGCAAAAUUUAGUAUUUGACCUAAAUAUAUGUUUUAUGAUGGGUUUUAAUUCAUUAGGAUACUUCAUAAAAAGUGUCAUAUACACCCUUGGUUAUCGAACAAUUAUUGUUACAUUAAUAAUGAUUGAAUUUCAAGUCUGUGUUUAAAUAUACUGUUUCAAACCCUCACUGGAAAUCAUGAACGCUCGUAGUGAAUAAAAACUUUCAGCAACGUUUAUUUAUAAUGGAGUUUGUUCCCGCGUUUAAAUCAAUACGCUUUUAACGCGAGAUCAAACCGACUCGAUAUUUUGUUAUUGCCACCAUUUAUGUUAUUGACAUGACAUAGUAAAAAGAGAAAAGUAAGAUUAGACGCCGUUAUUAUGACUCAGUCACCAGUGGGAAUAUUAUAAACAGGAUUUACUCUUUCUUUUUUUGCUAUGGUAUCACCAUCGAAAUACUGAACGAAUCAGUGCUCUCAGGUACUACGUGUGUCCACUGGGGCCACCUCUUGCCAGUGGUUAAUAUUAUUUAUUGUAGCUCCUUACUUUAGAACCUUGUUUUACGCACGCGUCUCUGUGAUUUGCUAUCAUGCUCUGUAAAUAAUAACAUUAAUUCUCGAAUAAAUUUGUUAUUUCGUAUAUAAACGACGAGCUGUUACUUAAACUUCGAUAUGAGCCCGUUAAUAUUAUUCUUUUAAAUUGUAAAUAUUAGCAUAAACAUUUAGAUCUAAGUAGACAUCGUGUACCUAACUCUUUAGGCGCAAAACUUCGUAGCAAUAAUUCGAUGCCAACAUCUUUGAAGUUAAAAUUCGAGUUACUAACAUUCUCUGUAUAUAUUGAACUAAGUUUUACCAUCAAAUAAAUUUGUGCGAAUCAAAAUUUUAAAUGUAAACCUACAGUUAAUGUAUGUAAGUUAUCUUAAACGCUAACAUUCCUUUUCGUGUAAGUGUAACUCAAACACAUGCCUAUAAUAUACUUGUUAUUUUGUUUUUAAACAUUUUUUUUGUAUUCUACAAAAUUUAUUUUAGAACAUUUACUAUCGAUUUCAAUGUUACGUUAAUAUAUUGUGAAACAUGUUAGUAAUUCAUGGACUGAUAUUAAUUUUAGGUAACUACUCGUAUUUACCGUCUCAGAUAUGCAUGUAAAUGUCUUUUAAUUUUAUACAGUCAUUAUUACAAUAGUAACGUGUACUUAUUGUGUAAAUUCAUCAGUGUUACGAUAAUUCAAAUCGAUAUAGUAUCUGGAAUCAAUAUAUAUGUAAUGUUAGCGUUUAGUGAAUCUUGCCAUCUAACGAUACGUAAUGUAUAAGGAACGGCCCGGGUUUCAGGCACAGAUA
Messenger RNA from Cydia amplana, 3081 nucleotides. RefSeq names its product LIM domain transcription factor LMO4. Bases 413 to 997 code for a protein of 194 amino acids. Lineage: Eukaryota; Metazoa; Arthropoda; Insecta; Lepidoptera; Tortricidae. The transcript is spliced from 5 exons. The record is from RefSeq and is a predicted model, not a curated record.